UAGUGGGAAACACGAUAGAAAACGGGCAGCUAUGCCGCGCGCUGCAGAACUCGAGCUGGAUGUGACUAACGGCCGGAGUAUCGGAGGACCGACACGCGGACCGGGAGGCUGCUGAGAGCCGUUAACGGACACUUUCUUCCCGGGGAUCGACUCCUCCUUAGGCCGACGAGCCGCUCCUCCUACUCCUCUUCCUCCUCCUCAGAGAGACUCCUCACAGUGCCAUGGACACCGUGUAGGAUCUGUCCGGUGUCCGUUAGUCGGUGGAGACUGAAUCAGUGAGCGGGGGCCGCGGAGGGGGGGGUCAGGAUGGUGGUGUUGUGGCCCCGUAGAGGAGGCUCGGCCCCGGACAGCUGUUUGCUUCGGACCGCCUGUCUGCAGCUGCUCCUCUGGAUCUUAUGUUCCGUUAACGGAGAGGAGCAACCGUUCAGUGUGGAGGCGUGGCUGCAGAGGUACGGUUACCUGCCUUCUGCAGACCCUCGGAUGUCUGUGCUGCGUUCUGCUCAGGUCAUGCAGUCUGCUAUCGCUGCCAUGCAGCGCCGCUACGGCCUCAAUGUGACAGGGCACCUGGACAGGAACACAAUAGAUGACAACACGAUAAGGUGGAUGAAGAGGCCCAGGUGUGGAGUCCCUGACCUGAUAGGAGGAUCGUCGAGGUUCAACGUGAGGAAACGACGGUACGCUCUGACUGGACAAAGGUGGCAGCACAAACACAUCACAUACAGCAUAAAAAAUGUGACGCCUAAAGUCGGGGCGGAGGAGACACACGACGCCAUCAGACGAGCAUUUGACGUUUGGCAGAAUGUGACACCGCUGCGUUUCGAGGCGUUGCCGUACAGCGAGCUGGAGAGGACAAAAAAAGACGUGGACAUAACCAUCAUAUUCGCCUCAGGUUUCCAUGGUGACAGCUCGCCGUUUGAUGGCGAGGGAGGCUUCCUGGCCCACGCCUACUUCCCAGGACCAGGGAUUGGAGGAGACACACACUUUGACUCAGACGAGCCGUGGACACUCGGAAACCCGAACCAUGACGGUAACGACCUGUUCCUGGUGGCGGUCCACGAGCUCGGACACGCUCUGGGACUGGAACACUCGAACGACCCGACAGCCAUCAUGGCUCCGUUCUAUCAGUACAUGGACACGGAGAACUUCAGACUGCCCAUGGACGAUCUGCUGGGGAUCCAGAAGAUCUAUGGUCCUCCUGAUAAACUCCCACAACCCACCAAACCUCUGCCCACAGCCCCUCCUCCUCGCUCCCUCCCCCCCUCAGACCCCCGUAAACCAGACAGACAGACGAGACCCCCCCGGCUGCCCCCAGGAGACAGACCGUCCCACCCCAACGCCAAACCCAACAUCUGUGAGGGGGGCUUCAACACACUCGCCAUCCUGAGGAGGGAGAUGUUCGUCUUCAAGGAUCACUGGUUCUGGAGGGUGAGAGAUAACUCCGUGAUGCCAGGGUACCCGAUGCUCAUAAACGUGUUCUGGAGAGGUCUGCCCCCGAAGAUCGACGCCGCCUACGAGAACAGCGAGGGAAAGUUUGUCUUCUUCAAAGGGAAACAGUUCUGGGUGUUUAAAGACACCGUGCUGCUGUCGGGGUACCCAAAGGACAUCUCUCAGUUUGGACCCGGCAUGCCAGCUCAGAGCAUCGAGACGGCCCUGUGGUGGGAGGACGUGUCCAAGACCUACUUCUUUAAAGGAGACAGGUACUGGCGUUAUAACGAGGAGAUGAGCACCAUGGACCCCGGCUACCCCAAACCCAUCUCCGUGUGGAGAGGCGUGCCCGACUCACCGCAGGGCGCCUUCGUGGACAAAGCUAACGGGUUCACGUACUUCUAUAAGGGCGGGGAGUACUGGAAGUUUAACAACAAUCUCCUGAGGGUAGAGCCUGGUUACCCCCGCUCCAUCCUCAAAGACUUCAUGGGCUGCGACCUGAUCCCCAUCGACCCGGGCCGGCCCCCGACAGACGAUGGCACGUCAGACGUGGUGAUCGAGCUGGAGGACGAGGCGGGUACGGUGAAGGCGGUGGCCAUCGUGAUCCCGUGCGUUCUGUCUCUCUGUCUGCUGGUGCUAAUCUACACUGUGGUGCAGUUCAAGAGGAAGGGCACGCCGCGACACAUACUCUACUGCAAACGCUCCAUGCAGGAGUGGGUCUGAGAGGGGGGUUGGGGGGGCUCUGCACAGACCCACCUCCUCCUGCAGGUGGUACCUCAGCCUGUGCCCAACCCCCAGGACUCACACCAGACCCUGCUGACCCUCCAGCAUAUGGUUAGCUCCAUUAACGGGGGGGGGAGUACUUUUAUGACUUAAAUUGGACUUCUUGCCCCCCCACCCUUUGACUCUGCUCUUAAUCAGGAUGGGACCUUACGGGGGGCCCCCUCCCCCACAGGGCACAGCAUCCUCAUUAGUCAUAUCAGGUUGUUGACAAAUCAGCAGUUUCAUAUUUUAUGACCUCCCCCCCCAAUGGAGGAUAAACAGGACCAACCGAAACGUUUGAUAGAGGAGCUCCUCACUGAUCCCUUUAACACAAACACUGACACACAAUAACACACACACUGACACACAAUAACACACACACAUGAUAACACAUACACACACAAUUACAUGCACACACAAAAACAAACCAAAUAAAACUCUCUCCAAAGAGGACCGCUUUGAUUUCUACUUUGAUUUCCCCAUCCACUCCUGUUAGAGGGGCGGAGUUCUGACCAUUUGAGGUGGAGCUCUGUCCGUUAAAGAGACAGGGCUCUGACCAUUGGAGGCGGGGCUCUGGAUGUUGGAGGAGGAGCUUUGUCCGUUAAAAAAAGGCGGGGCUCUGGCCAUUGGAGGAGGAGCUUUGUCCGUAAAAAAGGUGGGGCUCUGUCACCUAAAGAGGCGAGGCCAUUGACCACUGAAAAGCAUAGAUCUAACUGUUGGAGGCGGAGCUGUGACUGUUUUGGUGGUCUGUGUGAGACACGGGGCCAAAAGAUUUUGCUAUAAUGUAACUCGCCUUAAUUCUACAUCUUACUUCAUGUGCGCCGAGGUGUUUCUGUUUCUUUACUGCUCUUUUUCUUUGUUCAUAAAAGAAGCUGUGUGUGUGUGUGUGUGUGUGUGUGUGUG
This is a messenger RNA of Labrus bergylta (ballan wrasse), 3090 nucleotides long. RefSeq names its product matrix metalloproteinase-16. Gene Ontology annotation, cellular component: extracellular matrix; plasma membrane. Gene Ontology annotation, biological process: extracellular matrix organization; collagen catabolic process; skeletal system development. Lineage: Eukaryota; Metazoa; Chordata; Actinopteri; Labriformes; Labridae. The record is from RefSeq and is a predicted model, not a curated record. Gene Ontology annotation, molecular function: metalloendopeptidase activity; zinc ion binding.